Molecule: messenger RNA, 1080 nt
Organism: Sungouiella intermedia
Lineage: Eukaryota; Fungi; Ascomycota; Pichiomycetes; Serinales; Metschnikowiaceae
Source: the annotation of a GenBank genome assembly
AUGACUAAAGUCGUGAUCAUCGGUGGCUCUUACGCUGCCCAUUUGGCUGUUUCUGAACUCUACAAGACUUCAAAUGAUUUGGAUGUCACUUUGGUGUCGUUGAAUACCCAUUCAUACUUUAAUGUGGCUGCACCCAGAUUGUUGGUUGAGCCAGAGAAAAUUGACAAGACCUUGUUCUCCAUUGAGAAGUUCUUGAAGAACAGAUCGGGUGGAAAGGGCAAAUUUGUUCAUGGAAAGGCUACCGGCGUUGAUUUUGAUGCUAACACCGUGACGGUUCUUAAUGACGGAACCAAAACCGAAACCGUCCUCACCUACGACCUCUUGGUGCUUGCAACCGGAGCCAAGUCUCAAUUCGAUGGUUACAAGGUCAACGACUCGCAUUUGACUGCAAGAGCAGCUCUUGAGGAGACAGCAAAGAAGCUCAAAACUGCCAAACUGGUUGCAAUCAUUGGAGGCGGUCCUACGGGUGUGGAAACCGCCGGAGAGAUUUCCUACGCCUACAAGGCGACUGCGGUGACUUUGUACACGGGAAGUUCUUCGCCAUUGUCUUCGCAUCAGAAGUUGGUUGGCGGUGCAAUUACGAAGUUGAAGAAUUUAGGUGUGGAGGUAGUCAACAACGUGCGUCUGACUUCGGUUGAAGGAGGCACCGUCACGCUUGACAAUGGCGAGACACGUUCGUUCGACCUUGUGCUUGAUGCCACCACUCAGACGCCAUAUUCCGAGUAUCUUCCAGCAUCUGUUAAGGACAAAAACGGGUAUGUUAUUACCGACAACUACUUGGUUGUGAAGGGCACUAAAAAUGUUCUUGCACUUGGAGACAUUGUCUCCGGUCCUUCCAAGACCGUCGUGGACCUCAAGAGGGGCCAGAUUGGUGUGUUUGCUGCCAGCGCUAAUAGCAUUUUGAAUGCCAGUGCCCCUAGUGGAAAGGAGUGGAAACCAGUGCAGGGAACCAUUAUUGUGCCAAUCUCUCCUACCGGCGGAGAGGGUCUUAUUUUUGGCUGGCAUAUCCCCAACUAUCUCGUGAAGGUGUUUAAGUCAAAGACAUUUUUCAUGAACAGAGCUGCAGAAGAUUUGGCCUAG